Messenger RNA from Capsaspora owczarzaki ATCC 30864, 1758 nucleotides. RefSeq names its product cytochrome c oxidase assembly protein. Gene Ontology annotation, biological process: heme A biosynthetic process. Gene Ontology annotation, cellular component: mitochondrial inner membrane. The transcript is spliced from 6 exons. Bases 30 to 1646 code for a protein of 538 amino acids. NCBI's taxonomy places the organism in Eukaryota, Filasterea, Ministeriida, Capsasporidae. The record is from RefSeq and is a predicted model, not a curated record. Gene Ontology annotation, molecular function: oxidoreductase activity, acting on NAD(P)H, heme protein as acceptor.
UGUUGCUUUCUCCGUGUUCUUCUUCGACAAUGUUGCUCAGCAGCAGCGCGUGUGCAUGGCGCAGCUGCUCCAGCACUGUGGCCUGCCUCGCACCCGCUGCUGUCAGCUCUGUCAGCUCUGCCAGCAGCAAUGCAAUGCGCUCUACUUCUUCCUCUGUUUCUGUGACCCAUCCGAUGGCCGCCGCGCUUCGCGUGCUCGCACUGGAUCAACAGCCGCUGCGUCGCUCCUCGUCGUCGAUCGCUGCUUUGACCACCGUCCGAACGAACAUGCUGCCGCUUUCAUUCGCUUCCUCGCGCAGCCAACCACGUGCAGUCCAUUGCGGUGGCGACGCUGUGGUUUCGACUCUGUCGCGCUCGCUCUUCACGCGAUCGACGCCCUCGCAGUCGCAGUCGCAGUCGCAGUCGCAGAUCACAAAUGCUGGUUUCACGCUGGCCAAGGCUGGAUCGCUGAUCUCCGCAGAAGCACUGACUUUGCGAAUCCGAGUCCGCGGGAUUGUGGGCUCAAUCACCAAUGUCACACGAGCAAUGUCCUCGACGACCGCUGAGGCCUCCACCAACACGAGCGGCCAACAUGACAAGAAGCAGUCCGAACAGCCCCCGCCGCGCAUUGUUGGGUUUUGGCUGCUUGGCAUUUCCGUGCUUACCUUUGCAACGGUCGUGAUGGGCGGUGUGACGCGUUUGACCGAAUCUGGAUUGUCGAUGGUGACCUGGCAUCCCGUGCACGAGCGUCCUCCGUCGUCGGAAGCCGGCUGGGAGGAAGAGUUUGAAAAGUACAAGCAGUUCCCGGAGUACAAGAUGAUCAACAAACACAUGACCUUGGACGAGUUCAAGCGCAUUUGGUACAUGGAAUACAGCCAUCGCAUGUUUGGUCGCGCCGUUGGCGCCUUUUUCGCGCUGCCCGCGCUGGCCUUCAUGGCCAAGGGUUGGGUGCCAAAGUCGCUUCGCCCGCGUCUGCUCGCCAUUGGCUGCUUGAUUGGAUUCCAGGGCCUUCUCGGCUGGUACAUGGUCAAGAGCGGUCUUGACGAGAAUCUCUUGCAAGACCGGGCCGUUCCUCGCGUCAGCCAGUACCGCCUCUCUGCCCAUCUGAUUUCCGCCUUUGUGAUUUACGCGCUGACCUUGUGGCAUGGCCUCAACGCGAUUGAUCGUAACGUUCCGUUUGUGACCUCCGACCGUCGUAUCAAGCUUUUGCGCGCCAUGGCCAAGGGCUCUGUUGCUUUGGUCUUUUUGACUGCCAUGUCAGGCGCAUUUGUGGCUGGCCUCGAUGCUGGGCUUGUGUACAACUCCUUCCCCAAAAUGGCCGACAAGUGGAUUCCCGAUGAUUUGCUCGUCCUAAAGCCCACCAUUCGCAACUUUUUCGAGAACGUGACGACUGUGCAGUUUGACCAUCGCAUUCUGGGCAUGACAACCCUCGCAACCCUGUCAGCCGUGUUCGUGUACGCGCGAAAGCUUGAUCUUCCUCGACGAGCAAAGGCGGGUGCACACGCCAUGGCGGGAAUGGCUCUCGUGCAAGUGACGCUCGGCAUCACCACCCUGCUGAUGCUGGUGCCUGUUCCGCUGGCUGCCGCCCACCAAGCCGGCUCCCUCACUCUCCUGACGUUUGCAAUGUACUUUUUGCACACAAUCCGCAAGGCAGCUGUGGUCUUGUAGUGGAUGAGCACGAUGGGGUUGGAUGGGAUGCAGCCUGUUACAUUUGCAUUUGUGGUAAUACUGCAGAACGAGCGAAAACUCCAAUCACACACAAACAGCAGCAUGCAACAAC